ACACUGAAAGACGCGUUUGUGAGCUCGGCGGCCGCGUGGACUCCUACUGAAUCACGGCAGGACUACAUCGUUUUGAAUAACAGGAAGAAGAAAAAAAAGAAGGGAAAAAUGUAAACGUGUUGACUAGUAUCGUCGUGGACGUCAAGCUUCGGGCGUUUUUUCUCUUUCUUUGCGGAACUUUUCGCCGCUGGAAAAAAACACAUAAGGAUGAAACCCACACAAUAGUGUCGGCAAACCUGCAGGUGUCUCAGUUCCCACACACUGGAUCUCACGGCAGCCCACGACAAGGAUGAAGAUACAGGGACAGCCUGAGGGCGCAAGGAGGCGCCUGGAUUUAAAUGCACUCGGGGAGCUCAGGGGUGUGGAGAUCAUCCGCGGCCGUGCGGGAUAUGGCUUUACUAUUGCGGGACAGAGGCCGUGUGUGCUGAGUGGCAUCCUGGAGGGAAGUCCCGCCGACGUGGUGGGACUCAAACAAGGGGAUCGCAUCAUGGCAAUCAACGGAACUGACGUGUCCGCAGAUUUGCACGAGACUGUCGUGCAGUUGAUUGGCAGCUGCAAAGAACCCUUGCGGUUGGUGGUGCACGCCGACAGCCGGACAAUGGGGAACCCCAUCCUUAAUGAUGCCAAAUUUGGGAAUGGCCAUAAGAGUGCAUUUUUCCCAAAGGCAGGUGUUCUUCGCACAAUCUCUGACGAUUCAAACAAUUCCUCCUUUAACUCGGGUCACGGUGUCGCCAGCAAACAGAGGCCGGUUUCAGAGCCGGACAUGUCGCAGUGGUCACAACAGUGGAGUGUGUUAGCUGAGAAACCAAAGGAGCAAAUGUCCAGAGUGGGGUACACAGACUCUGUUUUCACAGACCCAGACUGGAGUAAUUUAAACAUGACCUUGGUGGUCGGCUACCUGAGCUCUACGGAGCUGAUUUUGAACACUACAGAGCCAGAGGAGAACUGCUUAAAAGCCAUUAGGGAGCGAAUACGGCAGCUGGGAACAGAGCAGGAUACCCAUACAUUGGUGAUGAUGAAAAUUAUGUUUGACUGCAUCCGCCUUUGUGACGAUGCAGGCGCCGUUUUGGCAGCCUUCCCUGCUGAGAACCUUGUCUUGGGGGCAGUUUGUGCUGAGGACCCACGCUUCCUUUGCCUGGUCACUACAGCACAUGUAAUUGAUGGCCAUGUACCAGAGGACGGUCCUCUCCGGGCCUCCUGCCAUGUGUUCUUUAUCGACCCGGCCCUCGGUAACCACGAGGACCACAAAGGGAUUGCUGGCCGCUUUGGUUUUGACUGCACUCUAGAUCCAGAUGCCUUGGGCUGCCUGGAAUUUCCUCAGACUCCCCCAGACGUCCUUCACUUCGUCACAGUCCUGUACAGUGACAUGGGGGAGGCCGUGGAGAGGCUCAGAGCAAAACUGGACACGGAGGCUCAGCAGCACGCCAAGGAGGAGGGCAGCACAGGCAAACAGGGCAGCGCCAGCAGCACUGGGGACAGUGGCAUUGGAAAUGCCUCCCCCCCUGAGGAGAGAGCAGAUAGGGAUUUCCCUUCUGCAAUCCGAGCCCACCCUGGGGCCCACCUCCCCAGCUGUCCGUGGGAUUAUCCUCCGACUGAAGACCUUACCUCAAUAAACCUCUCCGAGAAUGUCCAAAAACUUAAUCCAGAGAACAGUGCCAGCACAAAUUCCCUUUCAGAAUCACUUCCCGGUCCCGAUUCCCUAACCAGCUUCUAUGGAGGUCCCCCACCCAGGCUUGAGUUCCAGUUUAAGCCCCCACCGCCCCCCCUGCCCCUGGGUAAAAAGACUAACUUCUUCGGAGAGUCUUUCAGAGGUAGCCAAAGGUGGUUCUCAAAGCCAAAGUGGCCGAAGGCCCCAGACGGAGAUCCGGAGCCUCCGAUGAUGACACUCACCAACAACUGUUCUUCGUGUGUUAACCUCAGCUCGGGCGAAAAUAACCUGCCUCCCCCGAUGCACCAGAUUCCCUCAGACAGGUACCAGUCGGCCGAGGUCGUGAUGCUCCCUCCCAGAGAGGAAUGGACCAAAAGGUUUCUUGAGCAGAGAGAGAAACCUCGGAAGGAUGGUGGUACCAAACACGGUUCCAGGUUUUGGGGUAUGGCUGCUGCUCGUGCCUCAAAGCGCCGCUCUGCCAAACCUCUUAGCCUGGCACGAUCACUGGAUGACCUUGAGUCUGCUGCUUCUUCAGAUGGCGACUACAGCGGAGUCCAGUUGCAGGGAUGCUGCAGCCAAAGCAGCCUGAAUAGCAAUGGCAGUCUUCCAGGAGCGGGCAGCCACCGAGGGGUUCCAGAGCAGCGCGUGGCCAGCUGGGCUGCCUGCUUCGAGCGUCUCCUCCAGGAUCCGGUGGGCGUGCGCUACUUCUCGGAAUUUCUCAAGAAAGAAUUCAGUGAGGAGAAUAUCUUGUUCUGGCAGGCCUGCGAAUACUUCAGUCAUGUCCCUGCAGCUGAUAAGAAGCAGCUGUCCCAGAGAGCGGGAGAGAUCUACAACAGCUUCCUUUCCAGCAAGGCCACCAUGCCGGUCAACAUUGACAGCCAAGCCCAGUUGGCCGAUGACGUCCUCACCUCCCCGCGGCCCGACAUGUUCAAGACCCAGCAGCUACAGAUCUUCAACCUUAUGAAGUUCGACAGCUAUUCGCGGUUCCUCAAGUCCUCCCUUUACAAGGAGUGUAUGCGUGCUGAGGUGGAUGGUCAGCCCCUGCCGGACCCUUACCAGAUCCCAUGCAGUCCCGCACCGUCCAAACACAGCGCCAGCUCUGACCGCUCCGCCCUCUCCACUCCGAAAAAGGAGGUCAGGAAGCAGAGGUCGGGUAGGUCACUGAACGAAGAAGGCAGAGAUGAAAGCGCUGACAAGAAACGCGGCAUCUUCUUCUCAUGGUCCCGCAACAGGAGCUUCGGAAAGGGUCCAAAGAAGAAGGACAUUGGAGACAUUAAUCUCGACUACUGGGGCAGUAACGGGCGGAGAGAGUCCCAGGGCUCCUUGUCGUCCGGUACCAGUCUGGAGAUGGCCACUUCCUGCUCUGCCGGCAAGAUUGAGUCUGAUAAUCGCCACUCAGUCUGGGAACGCUCCCCCAAACUUUGCAGCGUGAUUCUGCCCAACGGUUCCUGCUCCUCUAUCAGCCUUCGGCAUGGCGCCUCCAUUCGGGAAGUCCUCCAAGAUCUCUGCCACAGCAUCAGCGUCAACAUCGCAGCCGUCGACCUCUUCCUGGUGGGAGGGGAAAAGCCUUUGGUGUUGGACCAAGACUGUGUGACCCUCAGCUCACGAGACCUGAGGCUGGAGAAGCGGACCUUGUUCAGGUUGGACCUGGUACCCAUUAACCGCUCCGUGGGCCUGAAAGCCAAACCCACCAAACCAGUCACUGAGGUCCUGCGUCCCGUGGUGGCUAAAUAUGGCCUCCACCUCAGCGAGCUUGUGGCCAAAAUAAGCGGAGAAACUGAGCCUUUGGAUCUGGGUGCCCCCAUAUCCAGUUUGGACGGCCUGCGGGUCGUGUUGGAGCGAAUCGACCCAGUGGCAGGGAAAGACAAAUCCAAGUCCUCCUCUCUGAAAGGCCACCCUCCUCCUCGGAGUUUUUCUGCAACAGGAGAUGAGAGGUCAGCACCAAAGGACUUUUCUGUGAGAGCAAGUGGACCAGACUCAGCACUCCCAGGGGAAAAGAGAAAACAGAAAAAGAUUAAUAUAGAUGAAGCUGAAGAAUUCUUUGAGCUGCUGAGCCGGGCACAGAGCGCCCGAGCCAACGACCAGCGCGGACUCCUGCGCAAAGAGGACCUGGUGCUUCCUGACUUCCUGCGUCUGAGCCCGCCUGCCUCCUCCUGCUCCCUCUCCUCUGACUUGGCCUGCUCCACUCCUGACUCACUAAGGCCGGGUAGAGAAAACAGCGUCUCUUCGCGGGGGGCCCUCACCUCCAGUCUCCGUUCGGAGAGCCUCGACUCCUCGCUCAGCACCAGUGCCAACGGACACUCCGGAACCAGGCGGUGCCUGCUGCCCCCUCCCCGCCACCCUACUUUCGGCACCCACCUGUCCCCCAUCCCCCGGCCCUCAGACACCCGGCCAAGCCUCCGCACCGUGGAGGAGGACUCCCAUGCUGACCUGACACUCGUGGGUGAGGGCCACAUUAGCAGCCCCAACAGCACAUUGCUUCCCCAGUCACCAUCCCCAAUGCCAUCCUUCGACAGCAGCCUGCCCGCAGCCAACUUCACCCCGCCACCACCCUGCUCCCAGUCUCAAGAUGCAGGUGGAGAGGGAAAGUCCACUUCAGAGGGACGAACGGAGACGACUCCCAACAACAAAUCGCAGACGGUGCCGGAGGUGAUGGACGUGGAGGGCGUGCAUCUAGAGGAGGGGACGCCGGAGACGCCCCGUGGAGAGGACUCCGAACUCAGCCUGAGCUUCCAGGGCUAUGUCGCCGAGCUGCGGCAGUGCCAGAGCAAGAUGCGGACGGCCCAGGUGCCCCAGGGCGGCCGCAAUCCACCCGAGUGCAACGACUGCAAGACAGAACUUUACAAGGCCACAAUUGUCUAAAAGGGAACCCCCCACUGCUGCACUUUUUAAGCCUGAGGCACUGUCUUUUGAAAGAGAACCAGUCAAACGGAUGGGCUGCACGUAUGGAAAGAUGUACAUUGCCACUCCAAAAAUAUCAACAUUGUAGUGAUAGAUAUUGUAUAUUUCUUACGAAUCCUGGCGUCUUCUUCGUUGAUAUUUAGUACUGGUUGUAAUUUUGGUUGUAAUUUUGGGAAAGUGAUAUGUUUUUGUUCUGCUAUAGUUCGAUAAUUAAGCACAAAGCAAUUCGAUCAUGAGCCAUGUUGGACCAAGGACAGCCAUGGAAGAAGCCUGCAAGCCACUUUUGGGUAUCAUUUUCUAAUAAGGCAUGCCUUACCAAUUGUUUAUAAGUUGUAAUUACCGUUUUUUUGUUUUUUUUCUAAGCCAUUGCUCAGCCAGAAAGGAUUUAAAUUUGUCAUAAUUUAUAGACACUUAACAUGAUUUUACAAAAUGAUCUUGACUCCCACUGCAGCUUUUUUAUACUAGUCCUAUCCUGAGGGAGAUUAGUCUCCUUCCGACGAAUUCCUCAUCUUUUGAGCACUAUUAAAUUUUUCAUGGAUCAAACUAUUUAUUACAAUUUAUAAACAAAUGUGAAAAAAAGUCUUCCGACAGCCGUCUGCUGAGGAAGACUGCAAGAUCCAGCAAAAGCUAGAAAAUGCUGUUGUUAUUUCUGAAGCAUUACUAGAUGAGUUAUAAUUAAUUCAGAUAUUAAUUGCAAUUUGUCUUCAUACUGGCCAAUCUCUAAGAUGACAAAUGACCUUUGACUGUUGGCUUUAUAAAGUGUGCCCUGUUAGAAAGUGGUAACCGCUGAUGUUUGGCAGAAAUCUGUUCAUUAGGAUCAAAAGGGAGACAAAUCACAAUUUACUUGGAUAUUUAAACUAUUUCCUGUUUAUAUCUUCUUCCUAUGUUUUACAGAUAAUACACGGCAGUACCUUUAUUGUCUGUACUUUUAUUCUUCUGUGUUUUUGAGGUUGUCCAAAUUGUUGAAUGAUUAAAAAAGCUUUGAAGGCUGUAACUCCAA
Scophthalmus maximus (turbot) is the source of this 5549-nucleotide messenger RNA. RefSeq names its product regulator of G protein signaling 12a (gene rgs12a). The record is from RefSeq and is a predicted model, not a curated record. Gene Ontology annotation, biological process: signal transduction. The coding region runs from base 290 to 4510 and encodes 1406 amino acids. Gene Ontology annotation, molecular function: protein binding; GTPase activator activity. The transcript has 18 exons. Lineage: Eukaryota; Metazoa; Chordata; Actinopteri; Pleuronectiformes; Scophthalmidae.